Molecule: messenger RNA, 1306 nt
Organism: Hemicordylus capensis (graceful crag lizard)
Lineage: Eukaryota; Metazoa; Chordata; Lepidosauria; Squamata; Cordylidae
Product: vomeronasal type-2 receptor 26-like
Exons: 4
Coding region: 233-1243 (336 amino acids)
Biological process (GO): G protein-coupled receptor signaling pathway
Cellular component (GO): membrane
Molecular function (GO): G protein-coupled receptor activity
Source: RefSeq, a predicted model, not a curated record
AUAAAACCCCAGGCCUUCCCUUCUACCAGAUGGCUCCUAAUGAGGCUCUUCAGUAUAUGGGGAUUCGCUCUUUACUCCUGCAUUUCAAUUGGCCGUGGAUUGGGGUACUAACUCUGGAUGAUGACAAUGGAGCAAGCUCCAUUACUUUCUGAGUGGCGUCUCAUUUAACAACAGUGCUAGAGAGAAGAUAUCCUUCCACCACAAUGGGGAGUUAGUAGCUGGAUUUGAUGUUAUGAACUGGAUUAUUUCCUCAAACAAAUCUUUUCAUAGAAUGAAAGUUGGGAGAAUAGAUCCCUGGGUUCCACCAGACCAAGCACUCAUCAUCAAUGAGGAUAAGAUUACAUGGCACAGCUGGUUUAAUCAGGUCCAGCCUCUUUCUAUAUGUACUGAGAGCUGUCAACCUGGUUUUAGAAGGAAAAUGAAGGAGGGGGAGCCAUUUUGUUGUUAUGAUUGCAUCCCAUGCCCAGAAGGGAGGAUUUCAGACCAGAAGGGUUUGAUACUAAGAACCUUUAUAAAGCACCACAGCACUCCCAUAGUCAAAGCCAACAACCGGAACCUCAGCUACUCCCUUCUCUUCUCCCUCCUGUUUUGUUUCCUUUGUGCGUUGCUCUUCAUUGGUCGACCUCAUCAGCUGACAUGUCUCUUCUGCCAAACUGCUUUUUGUAUCAUCUUCUCAGUGGCUGUUUCUUGUGUACUGGCCAAAACGAUCACAGUGGUUCUGGCUUUCAUGGCCACCAAACCAGGAUCCAGGGUGAGGAAGUGGGUGGGGAAAAGUCUGUCCAUCUCUAUUGUUUUUUUCUGCUCCUCUAUUCAAGUGGGCAUCUGUACAGUUUGGCUGGCAACCUCCCCCCCUUUCCAAGAUGUUGACGUACACUCAGUGGGUGACAAAAUGAUAGUUGAAUGCAAUGAAGGCUCCAUGACUAUGUUUUAUUUUGCCCUGGGCUAUAUGGGCUUCCUAGCCAGUGUCAGUUUUAUUAUAGCUUUCCUUGCCAGGAAGCUUCCUAACAUUUUCAAUGAAGCCAAGUUUAUCACUUUCAGCAUGUUGGUCUUUUGCAGUGUUUGGCUAUUGUUCAUUCCAACCUACCUGAGCACUAAGGGCAAAUACAUGGUAGCUGUGGAGCUCUUCUCUAUUUUAUCUUCCAGCGCUGGGCUGCUGUGUUGCAUCUUUCCCCCCAAAUGUUACAUUAUUUUAAUGAAGCCCAUGCUGAAUAACAGGGGACAUCUACGAAGGAGAAAGAGUUGAAGAAUUUUAAUACAUGUAUCUUUUGUUACCAGAUUAGAGGUGCAUGUAACAUUGUGAAGCUAU